Molecule: messenger RNA, 5192 nt
Organism: Mercenaria mercenaria
Lineage: Eukaryota; Metazoa; Mollusca; Bivalvia; Venerida; Veneridae
Product: E3 ubiquitin-protein ligase UBR5-like
Exons: 13
Coding region: 205-2334 (709 amino acids)
Biological process (GO): regulation of double-strand break repair; DNA damage response; protein polyubiquitination
Cellular component (GO): nucleus
Molecular function (GO): ubiquitin-protein transferase activity; RNA binding
Source: RefSeq, a predicted model, not a curated record
ACGAUAUUCCACGAUAUCACAAUUUGCAAAGGAAAACAAUCGUAUAAUUUCAUGCCCUUAAACACAUUUUCGAGUAUUACAGCACAUUUUUUUCCACAAAAUGAGUUUGAAAUCUGUGACAUCACUUUUCACUGGUGGGGGUUAGGCAUAGAGGAAAGUGAUUAACGGCUGGUAUAAAGCAGAAGUUGUCUCAGUCCUGUAGUCAUGGAAACCGUAGACUACAGCCAGACAGCAGAGGAUCAUCAGAGCUUCCUGGUUCUCAUUAGACCUACAGGAAAGUUGCUGACGUGGAAACAUUUCUCAAGAUGCUGGGAUAGAAUUUGUCAGUUAGAUUGUGUCGCAGUUCCAGGCCAGAAGCGGGACAUGUAUAUACGUUACAAACGGGCUUACUCCAAAGAUAACAAUGAAUGGGGUGAUUUUCAGGCACAUCGGAAAGCCUUGGGAUUAAUUUCUAUAGGGAGAUGCUCAACGGAGUCAGAGUUUGAUGAAUUGUUUGAAAGCUAUAAGAAAGAAAAGGAGCAUUACUCGGAAACACUGUAUAAUUCCAGACUGAUUGUUUUUGGUAUGAAUACAGAUGGUAGUGAAAUAAAUGAAGAGCAACAAAAAUCAUUCAUGCAGUCCAUGGACAGUGUUGUGAGAUCUAGAAACCAGCUAAUUACUCAGUCUUUCAAACAGUUAAAUACAUACUUUAACCGCCGUACUAAUACAAGCGGACCGCCUCUUGCUGUGCAUAGGGUCAAGGUCACAUUUACUGAUGAGCCCGGAGAGGGAAGCGGAGUGGCCCGGAGUUUCUAUACUGCCUUAGCUAAUGCGGUGCUGUCACAAGAAAAGUUACCUCCCCUUGAGAGUAUAAUGGUUGGCAGCAAAAGUUUACAAUACAAUCUAAUCCAGCGAUUGAGAACGAGGGAGAGAGAACGUGAACGUGAGCGAGAAAGACAACGCACGUCUUCAUCCCAGAGACGCAGUAGUAGAGAACGUGACUCUAGACGCACUCUUUCAUACGAUGCACCACCAUUUUACAUGCCAUCUGAUGCAAAUCCAAACCCUUCCAGCAAUCCGGAGCCGCCACCAGAGGGCAGCAGUGAUACAAUGACACAAUAUAGGCGGCAGCUUGGCGAGAGGUUGUUCCCCAGAGUCAGAGCACUCCAACCGGCAUUGGCUCCAAAGAUAACUGGAAUGUUAUUAGAGUUGUCCCCGGCUCAGUUGUUGGUGAUGUUAACAUCGGAGGAAACAUUGAGACAACGUGUAGAUGAAGCUGUAGACAUCUGCAUGUCUCAUAAUACCAGGGAGCAAAGAGAACUGAAUGCAGAAGCAUUGUUAGAUCUCGACAUUUUCAACCUGUCUUCAACUGGAACCAAUUCUGGAAAGAAAAAGAAACCAGCUUCACAGACUGACAGACGUAGUGACAUUGAAGACGAUGAUGAUCUUGAAGAUAAUGCUCCGUUAUUCUGGCAGCCAGGAAAACGAGGAUAUUACACUUUACGUCCCGGGAAGGGGUCUCCGGAAAGAUUAAAUGCAUUUAGGAAUGUUGGAAGGAUUUUAGGAUUAUGUCUUCUACAAAACGAGAUGUGUCCAUUGUUUCUUAAUCGUCAUGUGCUGAAAUACAUUCUUGGGAGGAAAAUCGGCUGGCAUGAUUUGGCAUUCUUUGAUCCUGUGAUGUAUGAAAGUUUACGGCAACUUGUUCUAGAUUCAGAGACGAAAGAUGCUUCCCUUAUGUUCCAGGCACUAGACAUGAACUUCUGUGUGGAACUUUGUGCAGAAGAGGGUGGUGAACAAGUAGAGUUAGUACCUGGUGGGACAGAUAUAGAGGUCACAGCUCAGAAUGUACAUGAUUAUGUACGUAGAUAUGCUGAAUAUAGGAUGGUCAAAGUGGCUGAAAAAGCUCUCAAGAGGUUAAGAAUGGGAGUAUUUGAUGUCAUACCGUCCAAUUCAUUAGAAGGCUUGACAUCUGAAGAUCUGAGACUACUGUUAAAUGGUGUAGGCACCAUCAAUGUACAGACACUCAUCAGCUACACAUCUUUUAAUGAUGAAAGUAGUGAGAGUAAUGAGAAGGUACAGAGAUUCAAGCGCUGGUUCUGGUCUGUGGUGGAAAAAAUGAACAACCAGGAGAGGCAGGACUUGGUAUAUUUCUGGACAUCUAGUCCUGCAUUACCCGCCAGUGAGGAGGGCUUUCAGCCGAUGCCUAGCAUCACGAUACGUCCAGCUGACGACGAUCAUCUACCGACAGCCAAUACAUGUAUAUCUAGACUGUAUAUCCCAAUUUAUACCACAAAGCAAAUACUGAAAACUAAACUACUGUUAGCCAUCAAGACAAAAGCAUUUGGAUUUGUUUAAUGUUGACAUAACCUAGUGCUAUUUUAUUUAAUAAAGACUGUGUUCCAAUACAGAAAAUGAAAGAAAGAUUGAGGGAGAGAAAUAGAAAAAAAGUGAUAGUUUCCUAGACGGCUGCAUUAAGUUUGCCAUUCUUUAGUCUUGAAUUGUCAUAGUGCGGUUGUAUGGAACUUCAACAGCAGAUUAUAUUACGAAGAGAAAAAAUAUACAAAUAAUUCAUUUGAGGAAUGAAUAUCAUUUCACAUUAUUCACAUCAAUAUUUUUGUGGGGUCUUACUCCACCAUUAAAGUUGGAAUGUCGCCAUAUGACCUAAAAUUGUAUUGGUUCGACGUGAAACCCAACAAAAGUAUUUUUUUGAAUUGUCAUACAAUUCAGUAAGAGAGUUUGGAUUUGCUAUUUAUAUUUUGGAAGUUAUCAUUUGAAUGUGAUACUAAGGUUAACACCUAGCAUAUGAUAAUAGAAUUCCAUAUUUUGUGACAUUUAGGUUAACACCUAGCAUAAUGAUAUGAGAAUUUGUAUUUUGUGACAUUUUGGAUUUACAUCUAGCCUCUUAUACAAAAUUUUAUGGAAUUUCAGUUAACACCUAGCAUAUGAUAAUAGAAUUCCAUAUUUUUUGACAUUUAGGUUAACACCUAGCAUAAUGAUAUGAGAAUUUGUAUUUUGUGACAUUUUUGAUUUACAUCUAGCCUAUUAUACAAAAUUGUUUUUAUGGAAUUUCAGUUAACACCUAGCAUAUGAUAUGAGUGUUUUGUAUUUUGUGACAUUUAGGUUAACUUCGUGACAUUUAGGUGAACACCUAGCAUAUGAAUUCUGUGUUUUGUAACCUUUAGGUUUUGUGAGGAAAAUGCUUCUUCAAAACAGCUGGUUGUGGUACAGUGAAUAAAUUUACAUAAUAAAAGAACGUGAUUAAUGAAAUUUCAUAGGAGUAGAAAUUUCAGAUUUAUUUUAUGGGAAAUUAUUUCGUAUUCAUAGGGCAGUGUAAAGAAAGGCUGUGUAAACUCUGUAUUUAGAACACAAGAAUAUUUUCAGCUUUCCUGAAGCAGACUGAAAAGUAUUUGAUAGAGCAAACAUUAAGGUUUUAAAAUAUUUUCAUUUAUGCUACAAAGUACAUGUAAAAGUUUUAGCUUAUGUGUUGUUUAUGGUUUUAAGAUGCAUAGAUGGGGGAUCUGGUGCUCUAGUUUUUGUGGGACAUUGAAUGAGGGGCGCCUUAACAGUUUUUAUUAAGUUUUUAGAUAGUGUCAUAAAAUUAUCUUGAAAUGACAAAACUUUCUCCAAGAGGAGAAGUUAAAUAGUUUCCCAGUAAAAGAAUACUGACUAAAAAUUCUUGUUAAAUUUCUUGUCUGCAGGAUUUCUGAAUGAUUGUUUAUUUUGAGACUGCUACAGAAAGUAGUAGUGUUUCUGUUUUUAAUAGACAUGCAUUUAUUCACUUUGUUAAAAUAUGCACAUCUCAUUUUCUCAGAUUUUCAAUUUCAGCAUUCAAAGCUGAAUAAAGCAUGACUUUUGAACUCCUCCUGUUCACAGCUGUAUUAAUUAUGACGCAUAUUCACAGCUGCAUAAGUAAUGAGUUUUGUUCUUCUCAUACCGACAGCUGUAUAAAUUAAGAGUUUAUUUGAGAUUAUCAAAGAAGUACUUUGAUAUCAUAUGACAUUUUCUGAGAAGUUGGUUCACUGUCAUUAUUCAAGGCAACAUUUUUAGGAACAGUUAGGGUAUAUCACCUUUAAGAAACAUGUACAUGAUAAUUUAGAUAUACUUUACAUUACAUCAAACACUCUUCAGUGAUAACUCAAUAUGUUACAUCAAACACUCCAGUGGUAACUCCAUAUGUUACAUCAAACACUCUGCAGUGGUAACUCCAUAUGUUACAUCAAACACUUUCCAGUGAUAAUUUCAUAUGUAUCAUCAAACACUCCAGUGGUAACUCCAUACGUUACAUCAAACACUCCAGUGGUAACUCCAUAUGUUACAUCAAACACUCUCCGGUGAUAACUUCAUAUGUAUCAUCAAACACUCAAGUGAUAACUCCAUAUGUUACAUCAAACACUCUCCAGUGAUAACUCAAUAUGUUAAUCAAACACUCUGCAGUGGUAACUCCAUAUGUUACAUCAAACACUCUCCAGUGAUAACUUCAUAUGUUACGUCAUACACUCUCCAACAUUACAUCAAACACUCCAGUGAUAACUUGAUGAAAAUUGGACCAGUGGAUGAUAAAACAUACAAGUGUCGCAUUGACAUCAACAUGUCUAAUAACAAUAUCUUAAGCUAUUAUGUAAACAUAAUAUAAAUGCAGUGGCUGGCUUUAUAGGCCAAAAUAUUCAACCGGAUGUUUGCACUCAUAAAUAUGAUCCAGUUGCCUAAAUGAAUGAAAAUAAAACAUAUCAUGGGUUUUCAACUGUUGAAAAGAAAAAUUGAUUACCAUGUUCAUGUCUUUAUCAAAUAUUGAAAAUAUCUUGUUUGCAUUAAUGUGCUUUUUUUGUGAAAAACAGUAAAUUGUUAGAAGACAGUAUAUUGUUAAAUACUCCAUAUUGGAGAUACAAAAACGUCUUGCAUGAAAGAUUUUAGGUUAGAAUACAAGUACAAGAACUUUUUACUUGAUUUGUUUGUAAAUGUAAGAAUGUUUGGACAAUUUUCUAUGGAUAUGCUUUUAUCAGUGUGUAUCGUUUAAUCAAAGGGCAUUGAAUCAGAUGAAUGUUUUGUUUUUUGGAUGUAUAAAUGUGGAUGCAGUUUAAGAUAUCAUUGGGGAUUGUUCCAAAACAGACGGGGUCUGUUAGAAUGGUAGUGAUAUUUUGUUGUAAAACUGUGAAGAUAUGAUUUUGUAAAUCUGUAAUUUGUGGUAAAAAUGACAAAAUAAAAACCAGAAUGCA